Molecule: messenger RNA, 1518 nt
Organism: Dovyalis caffra
Lineage: Eukaryota; Viridiplantae; Streptophyta; Magnoliopsida; Malpighiales; Salicaceae
Source: the annotation of a GenBank genome assembly
AUGGAAUCAGAUCUUGGUAAGCUCUUCAUUGGUGGGAUUUCAUGGGACACUGAUGAGGAACGUCUUAAAGGAUACUUUAGCAAGUAUGGGGAAGUGGUUGAGGCAGUGAUCAUGAGAGAUCGAGCUACAGGCCGUGCCCGUGGCUUUGGUUUUGUUGUCUUUGCAGAUCCUACUGUUGCCGAGAGGGUCAUCAUGGAGAAGCACGUGAUUGAUGGCCGCACGAAAUUAACUCUUAUUGUAUGCUUGAAACUGAGAAUGAUAUGGAACUGCUUGAUUUUAGAUACUGUACUCUCAAUUUUUCAGGUUGAAGCAAAGAAGGCUGUUCCUAGGGAUGACCAGCACAUUUUAAGUAGAAACACUAGUAACAUUCAUGGUUCUCCAGGUCCUGGACGCACCAAAAAGAUUUUUGUUGGAGGCCUUGCAUCUACAGUUACAGAGAAUGACUUUAAGAAGUACUUUGAGCAGUAUGGUAUUAUUACUGAUGUUGUAGUGAUGUACGAUCACAAUACGCAGAGGCCAAGAGGCUUUGGCUUCAUCACUUAUGAUUCAGAAGAAGCAGUGGACAGAGUUCUGCAUAAAACAUUUCAUGAACUCAAUGGUAAAAUGGUUGAGGUCAAGAGGGCAGUCCCAAAGGAGCUAUCACCAGGGCCCAGUCGGAGCCCUCUGAUAGGGUAUAACUAUGGUUUGACUAGGGCCAACAACUUUCUUAAUGCAUAUGCUCAGGGAUAUAAUAUGAGCUCUAUUGGAAGUUUUGGAAUGAGGAUGGAUAGUAGGUUUAAUCCACUUGCCACUGGUCGAAGUGGAUUUGCUCCAUUUGGCACCACUGGUUAUGGGAUGAGUAUGAAUUUAGAGCCAGCCUUGAGUCCAAGCUAUGGUGGAGGUUCCAACUUUGGCAAUACUCCUGCAUAUGGGCGGAUCUCAAGCCCCUAUCAUAGUGGGAAUCCAAGCAGGUACAACACCCCAAUAGGGUAUGGUGUAGGGAAUGCAAGAAAUGAUUCUCUCUUGAGCCCUACUACUCGGAAUGUCUGGGGAAAUGGGGGACUCAACACUGCCACAAAUCCUGCCAGCCCUGGUCCUUUCUUGGGCUCCGGAACUGGAAGUUUUGGAGUGUCAUUUGGGAAUAGUGGAGCGAAUUGGGGCACUUCUGCUGUUUCAGCUCAUGGUGGAGGAAGUGCUUCUGGCUACACUACUGGCAGCAUGGGUUAUGGGAGUGGUGACAGCAAUUAUGGUUUGGGCGGGGCAGGAUAUGCAAGAAACAGUGGCACUGGUGUACCACCAACAUCAUCAUUCUCUGGUUCAACUGGUGGUUAUGAGGGGCCCUAUGGGGACCUUUAUCGCAGUGGUUCUGUUUAUGGUGAUUCAACUUGGCGAUCUGCUACCCCUGAGCUAGAUGGUUCUGGGUCAUUUGGCUAUGGGCUCGGAGAUGUAGCUUCAGAUGUUAGUAAGAGUUCUGAGGGUUAUAUUGGGAGUUAUGGUGUUACAAGUAGACAAUCAAAUAGAGGUAAUGCUUCUCUUUGA